Molecule: messenger RNA, 3048 nt
Organism: Aspergillus candidus
Lineage: Eukaryota; Fungi; Ascomycota; Eurotiomycetes; Eurotiales; Aspergillaceae
Gene: sha1
Product: putative calmodulin-binding protein Sha1
Exons: 3
Coding region: 1-3048 (1015 amino acids)
Biological process (GO): mitotic cell cycle; establishment of meiotic spindle localization; spindle organization
Cellular component (GO): spindle pole
Molecular function (GO): protein binding
Source: RefSeq, a predicted model, not a curated record
AUGUCCGGCCUCCUAGAAGACGUCGGAACACCGUGCCCGCCAAAGUCGAGAAUCCCCAGGUUGGACCGAUGCAGCAACAGAAACACAUCAGUCACCAGCCUGUGGGACAGUAGCACGGAUCACGGCGACGAAACAUGCAAUAUCGACUUCACCAUGGAGGUGAAAAAGCCCGUCCUAACAGGAGCCAGGCCCAAACGACGAACCAAAACCGGCUCGUCCUUUGCGAUCCACGAGGAAGACGAUGCGAAAUCACAACAAGUGACCAACAAACGGAGACGAGACGACAGCAUGGCCGACUCAAGUGUCAACCGGAAGACUUCGCUGCUCGCCCAGCCCGCCCAGAGGUUCCGGCCCAGAGUCAGCUUUGCGCCGAGUCCGUCAAAACGAUAUAGGGAAACUGUUGAUCCGGUGAAGCCAGUGCCUACCCCGGAGGCCACUGCGGCAGCCAACCGGGAGUUUUUGGUGAAGAUCAAUGGCAGCGCCCGGUCGAGGCCCUCGCCUCGCAAGACAGGCGUCCACCGUGAUACGGUCUACAUCCCGCCGGAUGAGACCACCGUGGCGAGCACGUUCAUGGAUAUUUUCAGUCCGGUCAAAUCAAUUCCGCAGCAAUCUGUGCCCGAUGAUAGCCAGUCCAACUGUGUAAAAGCGCAGUCUUUCAGAAGAAGAAACGAGAAGGAGUCGCGAGCUUCGAUCCAUCGCCCACCGUUACGACCAAGCUUGAAGAUCGCUCAGGAAUCAACCACUCAGGUCGACAUUGUCGGGAAAAAUGGUGGUAAAGAGAACAUUCCGCCGGGAUCGGUGCUGGGCGAGAAGAAAGUGCAGCCUUACAAGCUCUGGGAACCCCCCGCUGAGGAUUUAAAGGCCUCCAAGUCGGUACAGCGCAACUCUGGCGAUGCUUCCCGUCAAAAGGUUGUAUCAAAGCCGCUCUCCACAGCAUCUAUAAACGGGUCCCUACAGCGAGCGGUCCUGAAAACCCGGAAUAAGUCGGACCAAACUUCAACCGAUAUUGUUAAGAGCAACAAUAGUGUCAGGCAGAAAUCAAGCUCAGUGAAUCUCGAAGCAUCGACCAUCUCUAGGGACUCUACCACCAAGCCACUAAGGCACUCGAAAUCUACCGCUGCUAUUCCCAGGACAACCGUUUCGUCUAGCGUGAGGCGUUUGGAUGACGAGUACCCGCUCAUUCCCGACAACAUAACAACCACGUCAAUGUACGAGGAAGACUGGAUUUUCCACCAAGAAGCGGUAAUAUCGCAAUUGGUGAAUACGCUGAUCGGGCAACCUAAUCAAACUUCGAGUGUUGACGACCCGGCCAUACUCCGACAUGAGCUCCUAGGGCUUUACCAGGAUCCCUCCUUUACACAUCUGUACAAACGCGUUCAGGCAUCUGUUCUAUAUGGAGCUAUGAGUAUUCCAAAAGAUGUACUCAUAAAAAAUAGUCGACUCACCCAGGACUUGGGGAUGAAACGAAAAUUCUUGGAUUUUUGGACACGGACGUACGAUCUCCGAGCUCUGAGGGCCGCUGUGGAAACCAUUACUGGAAGGAGGAUCCCGACCCCGGUGACACAGGACGCUGGCUUCGACGCAAGAGCAGCAUCGGACACCAAACGUGCGCCCAAGAAAAAGCUUGAAGGCUUCCUAGACGCAUUCCUGCUGCAAAACCGGGACACAGAUCGAAGCGCAAAAGAAACCAGUGGCCGAGAUCCGGCUGCAGUAGGCCACGCAUAUCGUCGCACGGUGCUCCGCAGCAUCAUGAUCAUCAUACUUCUCGACAAAGGCAGAAUGGGAGGGACAACGCUUCCCCGCCGUCUUUUUCUCGCUUCGUCGCCCUUCAAAUCAUCAGCGGCCGUGUUACAAGGCCUAGCUCGUUUUCUUCUCCCGUCAUCAGGGGACAUCCUGAAGGCGCUCGGCCAUCUGGAUUGCCAGUUGGUUUAUGAGCAGCAUCCACUGGAGGAAUACGACUUCCGCAUGCACAACCUUGCUGUGGACCUCAGGGAUGGGGUUAAACUGACCAGGAUGGUAGAGCUGCUGUACCCGCUUACCUCGUAUUCGGAUAGUAUCACAGGUGCGGCCGACCUCACCCCCCAGCACGGAAGCCCAUCGCCAGAUCGUCAGUGGCCGCUUUCUCAGAACCUAAAGCUUCCCUGUCUUGGCCGAGCGGUCAAGCUUUUCAACGUGCAGAUUGCACUGGAUGCGUUGGCCGCCACGCCAUCGUCCAGGAAGCUUGUUUCCCAUGUGCGAGCCGAAGACAUCGUGGACGGUCAUCGUGAGAAAACCGUCUCUUUGCUUUGGGGACUAGUUAGUAAAUGGGGGUUGGCCAAACUCGUGGACUGGGAUGAUCUGAGGAAGGAGAUUGACCGACUCACGCAAAAGGCAAUUGCUCUAUUUGGAUACGAGCAGGUCAGCUGCGCAGAUUGGUUCACCGGAGCGAAGUCAAGCAACUCAAAAGCAGAGAACGACGAGUCCAUCUCGCUGCUCACACGAUGGGUGUCCAUUCUCGCAGGGCUCAAAGGUCUUCACUUCGAGAACCUCAGCACAAGCUUUGGCGACGGCAAGAUUUAUGCAGCCAUCGUAGACGAAUACGAGGAGUACGUCCGCGGAGAUAACCCAUCCAAUCCUUCGUCCAAGUCUCUGCCCAAGCUGGCAUCCCGUCUCCGCGCACUGGGCUGCAGCGCAGAAUUCACGCACCUUGUCCUUCCAGGUCCAUCGGGCAAGACACACGUCCUCGACAGCGACCUAACCACUGGAGCACUCGCAUUUCUCUGCUCUCGCCUCCUCUCCGCCAGCCAACGAGCUCGAGCCGCCACCGUACUGCAAAACGCCUGGCGUCGCGUCCUCGCCCGUCGCGAACUCCACCUCCGCACUCUGGCCUACAGCGUAGCCCAACACUGCGCCGCUGUCGUGCAAACCCGGGACCGUAUCCUCUGGGCACAGAAAACGAUCGCAAGAUGGUGGAAGAAGACCAAGACGCGUCACCAGCGACGGCAGCUACUGGAGUAUCAUUCCACCCACAAGGCAAGAUAUCUCCCUGCGGUAUCAGAUACUCAGUAG